Porites evermanni is the source of this 1637-nucleotide messenger RNA. Lineage: Eukaryota; Metazoa; Cnidaria; Anthozoa; Scleractinia; Poritidae. The record is from the annotation of a GenBank genome assembly.
AUGAGACAAUGCAUGACAAGCAAAGAAGAUGUGAGACACCUUUGCCUUUGCGUGCAGCAAGUUCCACCAGUACAUCUAUGGCAGAACUGUUAUCGUAGAGACAAGACCAUAGGUACUUACAAGCAAUCAGUACCAAACCACUGUCACAAGCUCCACUGAGGUUUGAUAGAUUGUUGCUUAGUUUGCCAGACUGUGAUGUUGAGAUUUGCUACAUUACCAGUUAUAAACAAGUCUUUGCAGACACGCUGAACCGGGCAGCUGUGCCAACUGUUGACAGUGAAGCUUAUGAAGAAUGCUAGGAAAUUAACAUGGUCCUGUCCAUAUCAGAGGAGCGGUAUGAAGACUUCCAGAAAGAGGACCAUAGUAGACCCAGAGCUACAAGCAGUCCUAACCAUGAAGAGAGUUAAUGGUUGGCCAGACACAAAGCAGCAACUUGUUAUAGAGGCAAGGCCCUACUGGACAUUCAGUGACAAAGUCGCAACAGCAGAUGGACUCCUCUUCAAAGGAACACGCUUGAUUAUCCCAAAGGUUAUGAGACCUGAAAUUCUUUGCCAGAUCCACAAGAGUCACCUAGGAAUAGCCAAAUGCAGACAAAGAGCCAGUUAGGUACUAUUUUGGCCUGGAAUGUCCCUAGAUGUGGAGCAACAGUCUCCAAUUGUAGCCUGUGUGCAGAUUUUGCCAAGAAACAGCCUAUGGAGCCAUUGAAACCCACUGCACUACCAUCACUUCCUUGGCAGAAGAUAGGAACUGAUCUGUUAGAAUUUUGAGGUGAACACUAUUAACUCUCUGUAUGCCAUCGCAGCAAGCUCCCAGAAGACUACCAAGAUGGAGUCUUUGAGAAGCAGUGUGUUGUAGUAAAAGAGCUGAAAAGGCAAUUUCGAGUUAAUGGGAUCCCAGCAGAAGUGGUAUCAGUUAAUGACCCCCAAUUCAGCAGCAGCGAAUUUCAAGAAUUUGCAAAAGAGUAAGGUUUCAAACAUGUCAUCAAUUUGCCACACUACCCAAAGUCUAACGGAGAGGCGGAGAGAGCCAUUCAGACUGUCAGAAAAUCUAUGGUGAAAGAACAGUGACAAACAUCUGGCCUUGCUAAACUAUUGGAUGACACCACUACCAGGCAUUAAACUGUUGCCAGCACAACUACUGAUGGGACAUCGACUGAGAAAUGAGUUACCAAUGAUGGACAGCUUGAUUCAACUUGCUAAUGUCAACCAAAAGGAUGUUUCCAGGUACCUGAAGAAGACCAAAGAGGAUCAGAAGAAGUACCAUGUCCGACAUGCUAGCAGUGAAAUGAAGGACCUACAGCCCAGACCGAAGGUGCGAGUGCAGCCCUGGACUAAUUCCAGAAAGUGAAAGCCAGUGACGGUAGUCAGACAAAAAACACACCAAGGUUCUAUGUACUUCAAGCAGAAGAUGACAUAAAGUAUCGCUGUAACAGACAGCAGCUACGAGUUUGCCCAGCUCCAGGUUAUGGAAGUUUAAAUGUGGAACUGUAUCUUGAUGACAGUGCACACCAGAAUCUAACCAAGGAUGAGACUGACCAUGCUCAAGCCCCACCAGUGUUGCCUGUAAUUUCACCUCAGGGGCAACACCAUGACCCUGAACCACCAAAGAUGGACAGCUCAGCGCCUUAUGUUACCUGA